GGAUAUAGGCAUAUUGAUACUUGCAUUUCCCUUCAAAAGAUUUCUAGUCCUAUGAUCACGCACAAAUGUUACCACCUUGAAAGAAAAAAUGUUAACUCAUUACGUGAAUUUGUGUUACGUUAUAUUUUUAGUACUAUUUAAGGCUAAUAGGUGUCUGAAUCACGUAGUAGUAGAUGCACAAAAUACAAUAGAUGAUGUAGAAUCACAAACUAACGUCGUAAACAAUGGUGAUGCCAUACCCGAUAUUUCUGACAUUGAUUUUGAUGAUUUAGUGUCUGUUGAAAUUCAUGGAGAUGAAUUCGAUAAGGGAACUCCAGGAAUGGAUUAUCUUGGAAUUGGUUACGAUGCCAUCAAAGGGAACACUAUGGGAGGGGAAGAAUCUUUGCUAGAUCCAGGAUAUAGGGCUCCCAUUAUAAAUUUCAAUUGGAGAAAAUCUGCCGAAGGUUAUUCUCCUUCUCUAAAUGCAGUAUACCCAUUAUAUGGGUGGGUCAGGCCCGUAUAUUCUUGCGGGCGUUCGUCUAAGAUACAAGAAAUUGAAAAUCUUGAUGAACUUAAAAAAGUCUUUUCUGCUAAUGCUUCAAUAAAGGGUGACAUACCCGCCGUAGCAUUUUCGGCGUCUGCCAAGUAUAAAAACGCAUCUGAAAAAUUAGCUCACAAAACAGAACGUAUGUAUCUUCAUACUGAUAUAUGUGUACGUUAUCAAGCGGGGAUACCUCUGAAUAUUAACUGGGAUACCACGAGCUCAUUUAUGGAGGCUAUGAAAUCAUUGGAACCUCUUCCAGAUACAGUUAAAAAAAUGUGUUCGGCACAUGAUAUGAUCGAUGAUAUGACAAAGAGCGAAUGCAUUCCUCUUAAAAAAUGGAUCAAAUUUUUUGAAAUGUUCGGCACGCAUUAUGUUCAUCAAUUACUGUUAGGUGGGAAACUCAUACAAACACUCAAAAUAAAUGCUUCAAAGUUACAGGCGCUUAAAAAUGACUCAAUUGACGUUGAUUUAGUUGUAUCUAGUGUAUUGGGAUCUUCAUCAGCAAGUUUACUAGCUGAUAAAGUUGUUAACAAGUACAAAUUGGAUGAAUUAGGAGCAAAAUCAAUUACAGUUAUAGGAGGAAAUAUGCCUAAUACACCAAUAACAGAUGCGGAGUACGCCAUUUGGGGGAAUUCAGUAGCGGAGAAUCCAAUGCCUAUUGGAAUAGUUGGAGACAGUCUAAAAAAUUUGAUGGAUAAAAAUUUGCGUGAUUCAUAUUCAUUGGCGAUUCACAAAUAUGCGGAAUUGAACGGAGCUACAUACGAAACGUUAAUGAAAUUGGAGAACGGUGGUAGGACUGGAUUGAUGAAGGAAAUUAAACACGGAGAAUCUAUAGUCACCGUUAAUUGGUUUUCAAAUGGUUCAGAAUGCCCGAAAGGUCAAAAAAUUCUUAUUGGGUUUUCAUUACUCUUCGAUCCUCAAGGUAGACUAUUGGGAAUAAUCCCAUGUAAAACUGGAUCAUACAAAUGCACUGUACCACUUGAGAAAGAAAAUGUACGAUCUAUAUCAUGGGCCAUCUGUACUAUUGGACUUCAACCAACAAUAUAUCAAGUUUCUUCCAUAAACAAAGAGAAAGAAGAGAACACUAUAGUAUCAUGUCCAUACGGUGGAGUUAUACAUAUGGGAAUUAAAUUCCAUGCAAAGGAGGAUCGACUAACAGGUACAAGCACGUGUAAAAAUGGUAUAAACUCUUGCGAAGCAAGGGUGGAAGAGGGAAAUAUCAUCGGCAUAUGGGCGGUCUGUUCCGCAGAUUCACUUCGAGGAGAUUUGAUAACCAUAGUUGGUAGCGUUGGUGACAAGACAGUAAAUAGUUCUUGCGGCAAGAAUGAAACACUUAUUGGAGGUAUAAAAGCCUUCUUUAAUAACAACAAGCCGGACAACAGGAGAAGCAUGAGUAUUUUUAACUGCGAUAGAUUUAUCGAAAAUUGUGUUGCAGAGUGUAGGGACGACUGUUUGGCAGCUAUGGUUUUGGCGUUCUGCAGCAUUGCCGAAGUAUAAAUAACGUUGA
This is a messenger RNA of Babesia bovis T2Bo, 2030 nucleotides long. RefSeq names its product MAC/Perforin domain family protein. The record is from RefSeq and is a predicted model, not a curated record. The transcript is spliced from 12 exons. Lineage: Eukaryota; Apicomplexa; Aconoidasida; Piroplasmida; Babesiidae. The coding region runs from base 89 to 2020 and encodes 643 amino acids.